CUCUCUCUCUCUCUCUCUCUCUCUCUCUCACCUUCUUCACACCCCAAACACAAACACAUGGCUCAAGAUCAUGAUCUCCACCGCCAAAAUCAGCCGCUGGUGAGGCGCGGUUUUCCUCUCCGCCGCAGCCGGAAACUGCCCGUUGCCCGCCUCGGCGGACCGAAGCCGAAGCGGGGACUUGUGUUUGUUAAAAUGCUCAAGAGGAUCAGGAUGAGGUGGCUGAAGCUUCAGUACUUGUGCAUGUUGAAGAAGCUCAAGGAGUCUUACAAGAACAUGAUGAAGGACCUAAUGGAAGCUGGCGCGAGCUUGGAGACCUUCCACCAGAGGAUUUUCAUGGAGACUUCUUUCGCCAUCCCACUGGGAGUUUCUCUUUCCAGCUACCCUUCUGUUGCUGGAUCAGAUCGGCCUCGAACCCUUUUCAUGUAGAAGAAGUACUUGUUCUCUUUGUCAAAUCUCAUCAACUUUGAAUCUCUUGAAAAUUAAAAAAAAAAAAAAAAAAAUGUCACCCUUUUGCUGUUUCGUUUUGUACGUUAUGAAAAAUAUUUUAUUUUAUUCUCUCUCUCUUUCUCUCUCCGUGUAAAGGAAAUGAACAAUUUAUUUCCUGGAAAUGUAGAUUCAUAUAAAGUUUGAUGGUUGCAGGCUUUUGUAGGAUUUGUUAUUGUGGGAAUUAUAUUGUACGGGAAAAGAAAGGAGAUGACUUAAUUAAGUCUCAAAAUCUUAGUUUGAGGUUUGGAGUA
This is a messenger RNA of Prunus dulcis (almond), 737 nucleotides long. RefSeq lists its product as uncharacterized. NCBI's taxonomy places the organism in Eukaryota, Viridiplantae, Streptophyta, Magnoliopsida, Rosales, Rosaceae. The transcript has a single exon. Bases 58 to 426 code for a protein of 122 amino acids. The record is from RefSeq and is a predicted model, not a curated record.